GUUUCAUUAACAACAACCUCAAUUUCAACUUGUCAACAAAUAAAGACAAAAACUGCUUCAAAAAAACCAAACAUUCAGAAUAAUACCAAAAUAAAAAAAAGACCCAUCUUCAUAACCCUUUCAUUUCAUUCAAUUUCCAUUUUCUCACACAAUUUCAUUUUCACCAUGAAAAUGAAAAUACCUUAAAACGACGCAUACCCAUUAAACAAAACGCAAAACCCAUUUCAAAAGUUCAAAACUUUAAACCAUUUGAUAUCAAAAUGCAAGACCCAACUUACGCCGCCGUGGAAACCGAUUACAAACCACCACCACCGCCAUCAUCUUUCAAACGUAACAACAAAACAAAACGACCCGUUUUCAAGGUCUUACCCGGUCAGAUCGCGUUUCGUGUGGUCUGUCACUCGUCAACAGUUGGUGGUUUGAUCGGAAGUUCAGGGUCAAUUGUUUCUCAGCUCCGGCGAGAAACAGGUUGCAAAAUUCACUGUGAGGAUGCGGUGGCUGGGACUGAAGAUAGGGUUAUUUUGGUAAUUGGGUCAAUAUUGCCUAAAAGGGGGAUUCCAGUGGGUAGUGGUGAAAUUGAGGUUUCUAGAGCACAAGAAGCUGUGGUUAGGGUUUUUGAAAGGGUUUGGGAACUUGAAAAUGAGAAAGUGGUUAAUAGUAAUAGAGGGGUGAAUGUUGAAGUUUUUGGGAAAUUGUUGGCUCAUAGUUCUCAGAUUGGUGCUGUUGUUGGGAAAGGAGGGAAGAAUAUAAGCAAUAUUAGGAAUAAUACUGGUUCUAAUAUUAGGGUUUGUGCUGCUCCACAUUGUGCUGCUAAAGAUGAGGAGUUAAUUCUUAUAAAUGGUGAAAGUUUGGCUGUAAAGAAAGCACUGAUUUAUGUAUCGUAUUGUCUUCAAGAUUGUCCACCUAUAGCCAAAGUAUCUUUGAAUGCACCAACUGUUAACUAUUCUGAUAGGUCAACCUCUAACACACAUGAGGAUCUUUUUCCUAACCUUAAUUCAUGGUUACCUCCUUCCAUGGAAGGUUUAUCUAUAAGCGAUGCUUCAAAACAGACAACCAACUCUAGCCUUCCCUCGAAAGGUACUGGACACGAAGUUGUUUUCAGACUCCUUUGCGCUAACAAUGUAGCUGGGAGUGUGAUUGGCAAAAAAGGGUCUAUAGUCAGAACUUUCGAAAUCGAAACAGGUGCUUCUAUUAUCUUUGCACCUCCUAUAAGUCAUUUUGAAGAGCGCAUCGUCACCAUUUCUUCUUUUGAGAACCUUGAAUCUAGUAAUUCUCCUGCACAAGAUGCUGUUAUUCUUGUCUUUGCUAGAAUUGUUGAAGAUCACAUUCGAAAUGGAUUUCACCCAGCCUCUACCGCGGAAUCACCUGUAACUGCAAGGCUUUUAAUUGCACCAAGCACAGUAAAUUUAUUGACUGGUAAUGAAGGUGAGGUUAUUUCAGAAUUGAGAGAAGUGAGUGGGGCUGAUAUUCAACUACUGCUAGGAGAGCCAAUUCCAGAUGUUACUUCAGAGAAUGAUGUUGUUGUCCAGAUCACUGGUGGAUACAAAUGUGUAGAAAAUGCGCUACGUAGAAUCACUAGUAGAAUCAGGGAUAAUCCUUUGCCAAAAGAGGUGCUUGCUGAAACAAGAAUGAAAUCAAGUUUUCAAGUAAAUAAGGAUACUGUUAGGAGUAAGUUUGUUACGCGCAAGAAAUCUUAUGUUCCUUUUGGGAGGUCUUCACCCCAGAAUGCAGCGGUGUAUCAAGCUAAAACGAUCACAGAAACUGGGGAAUUACAUACAAAUUUCACCGAGAAUUCGGAACCUAGCAGAGCAAACAUUGUUGCCACUGUCACAAACACUACUGUGGAGAUUAUAGUUUCUGAGCAUGUCUUUGGUGCUGUUUAUGGUGAAGAUGGCGGCAAUGUAGAUCGAAUCAGACAGAUUUCAGGUGCAAAUGUUACCGUGUAUGAUCCUAGCGCUGGUACAAGUGGAGGGAAGGUUGUGAUAUCCGGAACACCUGAUCAAACAUUCGCAGCUCAGAGUCUGCUUCAAGCUUUCAUUCAAUCUGGACAAGGAAGCUGAUGACACGGCAAACUGCAUUUCAUUUCAUUUUUCAAUUCUUCCAUCAAAGACAGGAGGAGGUGGCAUCAGUGCUUGGUGUACAUAUCAUAAUUCACACAUCUUAUAUAGUCACCUUCACAUUGUGAAUAAUAAUAUUAACAUAGACUCAAUCUUUCACUUCAAAAUGAUGGUUACCUCCUAUAGACUAACAGACGUUUUGUUUAAUUUCGGUUUCUCUCUUAAAAUGGCUGAGUGAGCCGUGAUAGUUGACACUGUCCCGAUUAUUAGUACUAUCAUUUGGGCGCUAUUUUGUGCCGUCUGAAAAUACACUUUAGAACAAUUUGUGUUGAUUAAAAGUGUACUGAAACUAUGAGGUUUUUAGUUAGUUAGGGCAGUGAAAGGUAGUGUGACCUAUCAUCUUGCUUCGACCGAUAGAAGUUCAUCCAUUUUCUUUGCUUUUAUUUUUACGUAUUGAUAUUGAUGUUCAUAUAUUCAUUUUUA
Messenger RNA from Trifolium pratense (red clover), 2540 nucleotides. RefSeq names its product KH domain-containing protein HEN4. The record is from RefSeq and is a predicted model, not a curated record. Gene Ontology annotation, molecular function: mRNA binding. Lineage: Eukaryota; Viridiplantae; Streptophyta; Magnoliopsida; Fabales; Fabaceae. Bases 261 to 2060 code for a protein of 599 amino acids. The transcript is spliced from 7 exons. Gene Ontology annotation, cellular component: nucleus; cytoplasm. Gene Ontology annotation, biological process: regulation of gene expression.